AUGACGGUUACACAGAACCGGCAACUUCGGACUCUAAACAAAGAUAUCAUCAACAUCCGUACUCGACAAAUUCAGGCGCAACUGAAACAAUCUGAAUAUCAACAGGCGUAUGUAGCAUGGCCAUGGCAACCACGUAGAGAAAGUAUGAGACCAACCGUCAAGAAGACAGCCCUGACCAGCAGACCCAAACUCAAGACGACAAAUCAAUGCACCUUUGUUUCUCACAAGACAACACAGCGUCCAAAAGCAUCAUGCAACAAAAAGGGUUACAGAGCUCCAUCAACCAAAAUGCAAGCGGAAACUACAUAUGACAAAGACUUCAAGGAGAAAACUGCCAGCCGACCGGCACCAUUUAAGCCUAAGGAAAUGGAGGUAUCUUCCCCAGGACCAUUUGUUAGUAAGACGGUGUAUGAGAAGACGUACACUACUUGGACUCCAGAGGAACUUGACAAUUCUAAAGUCAAAGUCAAAGUUCCUGAAGAUAACUUAAAGACAAGUAAUCCCGCGAAGAGGUUUCAGGCCACAACAACUGUUAAGGACGACUACAAACAUCAUGGCAACGCAUUACCGGCCAAGUCCACAAAGCCUGCCGAGAGGCCUUUAAUUUCGACCGUACCUUUCGCUGACGAAACGACCCAACGGGCUGAUUUUACUCCCAAAUCACCCCUAGUGGUGGAGGCCUUCAAGCCCAAGGAAGACUACAAAUUCAACAACACCCCUUUUGAUGACCUCACAAUAUUUCGCCGUGAUUUUCCAGCCCAUAUGGGGGUGAAAAAAGAGCAAAGUUACAAGCCAAAGAAUGUUUAUUCACCGAGUGCCUCUGAAUUCGAUGAUCGAACUACCCAACGAAUGGCGUACCAGGCAUGGCCCCUCCCCAAACGGGAACACCUGCCGUGGGCAGACCGACCAGAAUACAAGCCGAACAGGGCCAAACUUCAACUUGUCACUUCAUAUCAGAGUGACUUCGAGGACCCUAGUUACGUCAUUCCUCAUGCUCUCAAAGAGUGCCGGGCCACACCUUACAAGUACGCCAAUAACCUUGGGGCUGGAGAGUCUGGACCAUUCGAUGAUCGAACCGAGUAUCGAUCUACAUUCAUAGCAUGGGAGGGUGUCAAACGACCAGCAUCUUAUAAGAUAAUUGAAAAGUUCCAGUACCCCAAGACACCCUUUAGCGGGGAAUCUACAUUCAGUAGUCACUUCAAGGGAGUGCGAGCCUCUCCGGCUAAAUCAUGCCGUCCAGAACGCCGUCCACACUCAUCAGCUGGCCCUCUAAGUUUCGACACCACAUACCGUGCAAACUUCGAUGUAAGGGGUCGCCCGAUGAGCUGCCCAGCCCCGCGGCAGUCCCCAGACCGCUCCCCGGACGAAGUGGAAAAUGACGAAGGGGAAGGGGAUGAUCAGAGUGUGAAACAGGCGACCGAGGUUGUUCUGGAAGAGGUGGUCAAUGAGGAUAACAAAAUCGAAGAAUAG
This is a messenger RNA of Asterias rubens (European starfish), 1470 nucleotides long. Its product is annotated as stabilizer of axonemal microtubules 2-like. Gene Ontology annotation, biological process: microtubule anchoring. Gene Ontology annotation, molecular function: microtubule binding. The record is from RefSeq and is a predicted model, not a curated record. The transcript has 8 exons. Lineage: Eukaryota; Metazoa; Echinodermata; Asteroidea; Forcipulatida; Asteriidae. Bases 1 to 1470 code for a protein of 489 amino acids. Gene Ontology annotation, cellular component: ciliary basal body; centriole; axonemal microtubule.